AUGGGUAAUGCUAGUGAUUCACCAAGAAAACAAAAACAAAAAAUACCACCAGAUGUUGAUAAUCCACCUUUUUAUUUACCUUUGAAACCAUUUAAUGGAAGGUAUAGAGUCGUCAGCAAUCUUGGGAAUGGUAGUUUUGGUAGUGUUGGAUUGGCUAAAUCAUCUCAGGAUUUACUAGAUAGUUCAAAAUUCAGAAUCUAUCGCAAUACAUUAUUAGAUAGAAAUGAAUUUUACAAGCAUGAGAAUUACUUCAACAAGAAGACAGGAUUAGUUGCCAUCAAAACAAUGACAAAGAAAUUGAAUGCAUUGAAUGAUUACUCAAAAGUUAAGGAAAUAAGAUUUAUAUUGGCCAUUCCCUAUCACCCAAAUCUUGUUCAAGUUUUUGAGUUAUUCAUUGAUAAUGUUAGUUUCAAACUACACAUUGUUAUGGAAUGCUUAGACCAAAAUCUUUAUCAAUUGAUGAAAGCUAGAAAAAACAGCUUUUUCUCGCAAACAACAUUGAAGUCUAUCUUAUCUCAAAUUUUGAAUGGUAUUCGUCAUAUUCACAGGAACCAAUAUUUCCACAGAGAUAUAAAGCCUGAAAAUAUAUUAGUUUCACCUUCCAAUAGAUUCUAUGAUCAAGAAUUUAUAAAUUCCAAAAACUUCAAAUAUCAUGAUUGUUUUAUUGUUAAAAUUGCAGAUUAUGGGCUUGCUCGCCAUGUGGAUAACAAAAGGCCAUAUACCUCUUAUGUAUCAACAAGAUGGUACAGAGCUCCAGAGAUUUUGUUGAGAAAAAAUUGGUAUUCCAGACCUGUUGAUAUUUGGGCAUUCGGAUCCGUCGCAGCUGAAAUUGCAACUUUUAGACCAUUAUUUCCAGGUUCAGAUGAAAUUGAGCAAACUUGGAAAGUGCUAGAUGUCCUAGGUACUCCAAUUUCCAACAAUAAUAUUGGAAAUUAUUUUCCCUGUUAUGGAUACUGGGAUGAGGCAGCUGUUUUGUGCUCUCAAUUAGGAUUGAAGUUACCUGUUAAAGAAUGCAUUGAUAUUACACAUUUAAUUCCAAAUCGUGAUUUGACACCACUUUGUGAUGUAAUUAAAGCAUGUUUAGCAUGGAAUCCAAAUACCAGAGCUGAUGUGGAGGCUAUCUGUGCAAUGCCUUACUUCAAAGGGACA
Hansenula anomala is the source of this 1149-nucleotide messenger RNA. It is a transcript of the gene IME2, whose product is annotated as protein kinase IME2. The annotation marks the transcript as partial. Gene Ontology annotation, cellular component: cytoplasm; nucleus. The transcript has a single exon. Gene Ontology annotation, molecular function: protein serine/threonine kinase activity; ATP binding. The record is from RefSeq and is a predicted model, not a curated record. NCBI's taxonomy places the organism in Eukaryota, Fungi, Ascomycota, Saccharomycetes, Phaffomycetales, Wickerhamomycetaceae. Gene Ontology annotation, biological process: intracellular signal transduction; protein phosphorylation.